Paramecium sonneborni is the source of this 330-nucleotide messenger RNA. The record is from the annotation of a GenBank genome assembly. Lineage: Eukaryota; Ciliophora; Oligohymenophorea; Peniculida; Parameciidae.
AUUAUGGCUGAUGAAUUAGCAGAAUUCUAUAAAGAGGUCUUAAAACUAAUAUCUCAUUUAUGUUUUGAAAAUAAAAUUACUGAAGAUCAAAAAUCAGAGUUAAAAAAGUUGAUUUUGGAAGAUGAAGAAUUUGUUGCUUAACUUAAAGAAGAAUAUGAUAUAGAAGGAUUAAGCGGAUUAGAAAAUAUCAUAAUUGGGGAUUCUAUUUCAAAUUCAAGUUUUAGGGAUUUAAUGGAUUUUAAUCAAGAAAAGAGGAAAAGGUCUUAAUCGUUAACAAUUUAAACAGACUCUUCGGAAUGAGUCAGUUCUAUUAAUUUUAGAAAAGCUAGC